AUGGCGAACCUGGGAUUCUUCAAGGAGGUGAUGGCGGAGGCUGUAGACAGGGCGAAGGGCGCCGUGGUGGAGAAGACGCAGGCGGCUGUGGGGAAGGCGAGGGAGAUGGUGGGACUGGUGGAUGCCUCGGCGGAACCCUCGGCGCCUCCCCCGGAACCCUCCAUUCUGGACGAACUGAACCAGUACUGCUCAUUGACGCUGAAACAGGUGCGUUCCUUCUCUCCUGUUGGUUGUCUGGUAGGAAGGCGGGGAAGGGGGGAAGAACGCCAGCGGAAAGGCAGGGGGGAAGGCCGCGGGGAAGGCUGUGGGGAAGGCGAGGGAGAUGGUGGGACUGGUGGAUUCCUCGGCGGAACCCUCGGCGCCUCCCCCGGAGCCGUCUAUUCUGGACGAGCUGAACCAGUACUGCUCGCUCACGCUGAAGCAGUUCAGUCUCUCCCGGAGCCGUCGAUUCUGGACGAGUUGAACCAGCGCUGCUCGCUCACGCAGAAGCAGUCCAUUCUUGUGUUCCCAUCGCCCAUCAAGCUUAGUCUCUCCUUCUCCUCCACACCUUCCCUCCCCACUGAUCCCAACGCCAGUCCAUUCUUGUGUUCCCAUCGCCCAUCAAAUUCGCUCUCACCUACUCGAUCGGCAACCUCAUGGCCAUUGGCAGGUGAGAGGGUGAGCACCAGUUGCCUGAUAGGCUUCACUCGGCAGAUCGAGUUGAUUUUUGAACCCAUCCUUUUCCUGUGCUCCGCCUCUAUCCCCACUGCCGUUACCCCGUCCUCCCCCACUCCCACUGCUGGCAACAGCACAGGGUUCCUGAUAGGCUUCACCCAUCCGCUUUUGAGCACAGGGUUUCUGAUAGGCUUCACCCGGCAGCUCAAGAUGAUGUUUGACCCGAUCCGAAUCGGUGCCGCCAUUGUAUUUGUCCUCUCACUCGUUCUCACACUCGUUGCUGCUCUUUAUGUUCAAGACGCCCUUCUCACUCUUCUCUGCAUCGUCGUGCAAGCGUGUUCCCUCAUAUGGUACUCGCUAAGCUACAUCCCCUUUGCGCAAUUAUCUUCUAAGCCACGCUCCCUGUCCCCCCCACCCCCCUCUCCUCUUUCUCUCUCGUUCUCCAUCCCUACUUCUCCCUGA
Closterium sp. NIES-65 is the source of this 1116-nucleotide messenger RNA. Lineage: Eukaryota; Viridiplantae; Streptophyta; Zygnematophyceae; Desmidiales; Closteriaceae. The record is from the annotation of a GenBank genome assembly.